Canariomyces notabilis is the source of this 1245-nucleotide messenger RNA. RefSeq lists its product as uncharacterized. The transcript has a single exon. The coding region runs from base 353 to 1123 and encodes 256 amino acids. Lineage: Eukaryota; Fungi; Ascomycota; Sordariomycetes; Sordariales; Chaetomiaceae. The record is from RefSeq and is a predicted model, not a curated record.
ACUAUCCAAGUGCGGCUGUUUGCGACUGCGCUCCGGAUCUCAGGACGACCGGGGUUUCGGGUUCAGAAAUGGCUGGACUGCCGGGGGCGUCAACUCGAUCUGACUUGAGGCAUAGAAACGACUACAAUCAUUACCCUUGAGGGGAUCUCAGGCCUCGAAGCAAUGGGCCAACCCGCCACCACUCCCUCCUUCUAACCCUACCUUUGCCAUCCAUGAACAGCCCCGGACGAUUACACCGGUAUCGUCGGAAACGGAAGAGCCGCCAGUGGAGCAGCAUCUCUGGGCAGAUGAACCCGAGCUUGUACCCGGGAGAGCAGCUGCUGCCGUGGCCUCCGAGGGCCUUGACACUGAUAUGGACAUGAUGGAUACAUCAGACGCAGUCUUGGAUCGAGGCCAGGGCAAGGACGGGUCCGAUGCCUUUCAGGCAAAGCUGAACGUGCCUAGUGUAACGGGCCGCAUCCCUACACCGAUCCACUGCAGCUUUGCUGCGCAAAUACGAGGUAAUAGCUGGAACGACCCUCACGGGGCAAUGAGGCAGGGCGGCCCACUUGCAACGACACCUGAGGAACCCAAUGCAAUGGCGUUUAGCAGCAAUGGACUGGUGGACAUUACUGGCCAGUUUCCCCAUGCGACGGGCAACGAGAGUGGACCAAGAUUUUUGGAAGGUCAGGCAGCUGCCGCAGAUGUCAUGUCUGAUUGGAACAUGGUGCAACACAGGCGACUUCCCUCGCCCAUCAGCGAGUGUGGCGGUGAGGAUAGCCUGGAAAGCCCGAGGAUGGUGCUAGAUUCAUCGCCUCAGCGCGGAGGGCACCUGAGUAGAGUCACCCACGAACACCCCCUGCUCGCCGGGCUCCCGCCGCGUGCCAGCUCAGCAGUAGAGGGAGGAUAUUCCCCGAUCGGAGACAGCCCAACAGUUGAGAACCAGCUCGGCAACGCCAUGGAUGUUGAGGGUAUUUCGACGCCUUCGCCGAAGAAGGGACACACUCGAUCGAGACACACAUUAAACUCGUGGACAGCGCUACAGCCAGGCAUGACCCGGUCGUUCAGUAUAGGAUACCGAGCCGACUGUGAGAAAUGCCGGAUGAAAGUGCCCGGUCACUUUAAUCACAUCAUCAUCUCAUAGGAGGGUGAACAUUUCGGCGAUUGAGAAUCGUUGAACGCCGCAACCAACAGUGCAGCAACACUCGGGGAGCUACUCGCGCCUGCCAUGAGCUAUACCUCUGGAGGGGGGUGGGUCAGGAAACU